Molecule: messenger RNA, 1623 nt
Organism: Eleginops maclovinus (Patagonian blennie)
Lineage: Eukaryota; Metazoa; Chordata; Actinopteri; Perciformes; Eleginopidae
Gene: eno3
Product: enolase 3, (beta, muscle)
Exons: 14
Coding region: 40-1518 (492 amino acids)
Biological process (GO): glycolytic process
Cellular component (GO): phosphopyruvate hydratase complex
Molecular function (GO): phosphopyruvate hydratase activity; magnesium ion binding
Source: RefSeq, a predicted model, not a curated record
GUGUGUGAGCAGUGUGUGUGAGCAGUGUGUGUGUGAGCUAUGUGUGUGUGUGUGAGCAGUGUGUGUGUGUGUGUGUUUCUGCUGAACGGUACAUGCAGACGCUCCCUGGGGUGGGGUGAGGGGGUGUCUGUCUAUAAGAGCCCUGCAGCUGACAGACGGACACUUUCCAGUCAGAGGACAGACGGACGGACGCUCCUCUCCCUAUCAGUCAGGAUGUCUAUCACUAAGAUUCAUGCCCGUGAGAUCCUGGACUCAAGGGGAAACCCCACAGUGGAGGUAGACCUGUACACUGCCAAGGGUCUUUUCAGGGCCGCCGUCCCCAGCGGAGCUUCAACAGGAGUCCAUGAAGCUCUGGAGCUGAGAGACGGAGACAAAAGCCGCUACCUGGGGAAAGGUACGGUGAAGGCUGUGGAUCACGUGAACAAAGACAUCGCCCCCAAACUGAUUGAGAAGAACUUCAGUGUUGUUGAGCAGGAGAAGGUCGAUAAAUUCAUGCUGGAGCUGGAUGGCACCGAGAACAAAUCUCAGUUUGGAGCUAACGCUAUCCUGGGCGUGUCUCUGGCGGUCUGUAAGGCCGGAGCAGCGGAGAAAGGAGUUCCUCUGUACCGCCACAUCGCCGACCUCGCCGGGAACAAAGACGUCAUACUUCCUGUUCCGGCCUUCAACGUGAUUAACGGAGGCAGCCAUGCUGGGAACAAGCUGGCGAUGCAGGAGUUCAUGAUCCUUCCCGUCGGAGCCGCCAACUUCCACGAGGCCAUGAGGAUCGGAGCCGAGGUGUACCACAACCUGAAAAACGUGAUCAAGGCCAAGUACGGGAAAGACGCCACCAACGUGGGAGACGAGGGAGGGUUCGCCCCCAACAUCCUGGAGAACAACGAGGCCCUGGAGCUCCUGAAGUCGGCCAUUGAGAAGGCCGGCUACCCCGAUAAGAUCAUUGUGGGGAUGGACGUCGCCGCCUCCGAGUUCUACCGCAGCGGGAAGUACGACCUGGACUUCAAGUCGCCCGACGACCCGGCCCGGCACAUCAGCGGAGAGCAGCUGGGAGACCUGUACCGCAGCUUCAUCAAGGGAUACCCCGUCCAGUCCAUCGAGGAUCCAUUCGACCAGGAUGACUGGGAGAACUGGGCCAAGUUCACCGCGUCCACAGACAUCCAGAUCGUAGGAGACGACCUGACGGUGACCAAUCCCAAGAGGAUCCAGCAGGCUGUGGACAAGAAGGCUUGCAACUGUCUGCUGCUGAAGGUCAACCAGAUCGGCUCCGUGACCGAGUCCAUCCAGGCGUGUAAGCUGGCUCAAAGCAGUGGGUGGGGGGUGAUGGUCAGCCAUCGUUCCGGAGAGACUGAAGACACCUUCAUUUCUGACCUGGUGGUGGGACUGUGCACCGGACAGAUUAAGACCGGUGCCCCCUGCAGGUCGGAGCGUCUCGCCAAAUACAACCAGCUGAUGAGGAUCGAGGAGGAGCUCGGAGACAAGGCCAAGUUCGCUGGUAAAGAUUACCGUCACCCGAAGAUCAACUAGAGCUCCGUCCUGACGUCCUGUCGGUCGCCACGACACCUGAUGACCCCAGAGAUUAUUCCAUGCAGAUGUUUUCUACACAAAACAUAAUAAAGACGAACCAGUGAA